This is a messenger RNA of Trichoderma gamsii, 1581 nucleotides long. Its product is annotated as galactokinase. NCBI's taxonomy places the organism in Eukaryota, Fungi, Ascomycota, Sordariomycetes, Hypocreales, Hypocreaceae. Gene Ontology annotation, biological process: galactose metabolic process; carbohydrate phosphorylation. The record is from RefSeq and is a predicted model, not a curated record. The transcript is spliced from 2 exons. The coding region runs from base 1 to 1581 and encodes 526 amino acids. Gene Ontology annotation, cellular component: cytoplasm; cytosol. Gene Ontology annotation, molecular function: ATP binding; galactokinase activity.
AUGUCUGGCCCCGUCCCAGUCGCAACAUCCCUGGCGGACAUCUACCCCCCAGCGGUCGUCGCAGCAGAGACGCCACGAUGGAACAACCUGCUGGCCACGUUUGCGCGCGAGUUUGGCCACCCGGCGCACUUCAUCUCCCGGUCGCCUGGCCGAGUCAACAUCAUCGGCGAACACAUCGACUACAGCCUCUACUCGGUGCUGCCCAUGGCCAUCACCGCCGACGCCAUCAUCGCCGUGUCGACCACGCCCGUCGCAGCAGGCGCGAAAUCGUUCAAGAUCCAUGUGCGCAACGUCCAGGGCGCCAAGUUUGCCGCGGCCGAAUUCGACAUCCCGAUUGGCGGUGACGUCGAGAUUGAUUCCACAAAGUUUGAGUGGACAAACUACUUCAAGAGCGGCCUUCGCGGCGCGCUCAGCCUGCUUUACGCGAAAAAGGGGGCCGACUUCCGGCCGUGCAACAUGGAGGUGCUGAUGGACGGCAACGUCCCUGUGGGAGGCGGGCUGAGCUCCAGCGCCGCCUUUGUCACCGCCAGCGCGCUGGCCGUCAUGGCGGCCAACGGCGAGAACUCUGUCGACAAGAAGGAGCUGACGGAGCUCGCCAUUGUCAGCGAGCGAGCCGUUGGGGUCAACUCCGGAGGCAUGGACCAGUCUGCCUCAGUCUUCUCAGAGCAAGGAUCCGCCACAUUCGUGUCCUUCACCCCUGCCCUCUCAGCGCGGCCAGUCAAGUUCCCUCCUACAAGGCCCGAGUUAUGUUUUAUUAUCGCACAAUCAUUCAUCACGUCAAAUAAACAUGUCACCGGCCCCAUCCACUACAACCUUCGUGUUGUCGAGGUCAGCUUUGCGGCUGCUUACCUCAACGCCGUGCUCAACCCACCCGGCACCGAGCUCCCGCAGGACGCAGGCCCUCUCGGCAUCAGCCUUCAGGGGUUCCACGAAGCCUUCUUCUACCAUAACGGCGGGUCAGACUACGCCGCCGCCAGGAGCCUUAGUAAGGAGGAGGAGCUACGCAAGCUCAUUGAGAUCACCAAGCAGACGCUGACCCAGGAGGACGGCUACACGCGGGAGGAAAUCGCUGCCGUCCUCCAAAUGUCCGUGCCUGAGCUAGAGAAGCGCUUCACGGCCGUCUUCCCCGUUCGUGCUGACCGUUUCAAACUCAGACAGCGAGCCUUGCAUGUGUUUACCGAGGCUUUACGAGUGCUCGAGUUCCUGACUCUGCUCGAGCGGCCCCUGCAUACGGGGGCAACUGACACGACUCAGUUCAACGAGGCGCUGGGGAAACUCAUGAACGAGACGCAAGACUCGUGUAGAGACCUGUUUGAGUGUAGCUGCCCCGAGCUUGAUGAAAUAUGUCGCAUCUCACGCGCCGCUGGGGCUUACAGCAGCAGGUUAACCGGAGCUGGGUGGGGAGGAUGCAGCGUGCACCUCGUCCCAGCCGAUAAGGCGCAGGCCGUGAAGGCGGCGCUGGAGGAGCAGUACUAUUCUAAGAUGAAGUUGACCGAUGAGCAAAAGGAGCAGGCUGUAGUGGUGAGCCAGCCCGCUCGGGGAAGCGCCAUAUAUAUAGCCAAGGAAGGCCAAGUAAGCUGA